Colletotrichum higginsianum IMI 349063 is the source of this 489-nucleotide messenger RNA. RefSeq names its product Mitochondrial inner membrane protease subunit. The coding region runs from base 1 to 489 and encodes 162 amino acids. Gene Ontology annotation, cellular component: mitochondrial inner membrane peptidase complex; membrane. Lineage: Eukaryota; Fungi; Ascomycota; Sordariomycetes; Glomerellales; Glomerellaceae. The record is from RefSeq and is a predicted model, not a curated record. The transcript has 2 exons. Gene Ontology annotation, molecular function: serine-type endopeptidase activity.
AUGGCGGGAAACCCCUUCCGCCUGGCCCUGAACGUGGGCAAGACCUUGGCGCUCGGCCACGUCUUCGUCGAAUACGGUUACCACUCUGCGCCCGCGUCCGGCCCUUCCAUGCUCCCGACUUUCGAGGUCACUGGUGAUUAUCCCCUCACGGACAAACGAUAUCGCUACGGCCGCAAUGUCAAGGUCGGCGACCUGGUCCACUACAAGAUCCCCAUCUUCCCAGAGUCCGACGGCAUCAAGCGUGUGCUGGGCAUGCCGGGCGACUAUGUCUUGAUUCACAGCCCCGACUCGGAGAGGCACCAGAUGAUCCAGAUUCCUCAAGGACACUGCUGGCUGGUCGGUGACAAUCUCGAGGCCUCUAGAGACUCGCGGAUGUUCGGGCCUGUACCGUUGGCUCUCGUUAGAGGUAAGGUGGUGGCCAAGCCAUUGCCUAUACCCGGAUCGUGGAUGAACAACGGACUCCGCGAUUUCGGAGAGGGCAGGAGGUGA